This is a messenger RNA of Symbiodinium necroappetens, 624 nucleotides long. Lineage: Eukaryota; Dinophyceae; Suessiales; Symbiodiniaceae. The record is from the annotation of a GenBank genome assembly.
AUGAUGGUCAUUGUCACGGACUUUACGUCCCUGAGCGGCAAGCUGGGGAGUGCCGCCCUGGCGGGGAACAACCUGCUGAUGCAGCUGCAGAUGCUGAUCUCCUUUGGGGCCGAUGGCUUUGCCAAUGCCGGGGAGGCGAUGGUCGGCCAGGCCAUAGGGCUGGGAGACAGCCACCGGGUGCGCCAGGUCUUCGGGGCGCUCAUGUGCUGGGGUCUGCUGCUUGGUCUUGCCUUCACGGCCCUUUACAUCACUUGCGGCCGGCAGAUCCUUUUCACUUUGACCUCUCAUCCGGAGAUUGUGGCCUAUGCAGAGGCUUACCUCCCGUGGCAGUGGUGCGCCCCGCUUCUGUCCUUCACGGCCUAUCUCAUGGACGGCCUCUUCGUCGGAGCGACACAGCCGAGCAAGAUGCGGGAUGCCACGUUCCUGGCUCUGCUAGUCUUCUGGUUGGUGAGCCACGCACAGUCGAGUCUUUCCAACGAUGUCUUAUGGGGUGCAUUCAUGCUGCAUCUUCUGGUGCGUGCAGCGGUGCUGCUCUACUGGUACAGGGGUAUCGAAGUAGCCGCAGACGAGAGACACAGCUACUACCAGUCGCUGUUGCCGUCCAGCAGCACCUGCACCAGUUGA